This is a messenger RNA of Stegastes partitus (bicolor damselfish), 2197 nucleotides long. Its product is annotated as sterol 26-hydroxylase, mitochondrial-like. The coding region runs from base 1 to 1566 and encodes 521 amino acids. The record is from RefSeq and is a predicted model, not a curated record. Gene Ontology annotation, biological process: cellular response to peptide hormone stimulus; cortisol metabolic process; cholesterol metabolic process. Gene Ontology annotation, cellular component: mitochondrial inner membrane. Gene Ontology annotation, molecular function: monooxygenase activity; heme binding; oxidoreductase activity, acting on paired donors, with incorporation or reduction of molecular oxygen. Lineage: Eukaryota; Metazoa; Chordata; Actinopteri; Pomacentridae. The transcript is spliced from 9 exons.
AUGGCUGCAUUGCUGUCCUGCAGAGUCGUGCGUAUGAAUGGCAGCUGGUGGCUGCACCGCUCUGUCGCCGUGGCCCCGGUCUGCUCCAGGGGGGUGAGGAGGUCCUCGUCCUCUCCAGCGACCCUCUCUGCCGUCCAGGACAAGCCUCAGACGAUGAAGGACCUCCCACAAGUCAGCUUGCUGGAGCUGCUUUACAGGCUGAUCUUUCAGGGUUUUCACAACCGUAUGCAUGAGCUGCAGAUCUAUGAGAAGCAGCUGUAUGGACCCAUAUACAGAAAUGGAAUGAAGUCGGUGGCGGUGAACACCCCAAAGCUGCUGGAGGAAAUCCUGAGGCACGAAGAGAAGUUUCCUUGCCGAGGAGACAUGUCCCUGUGGAAAGAGUACCGCGAUAUGAGAGGAUUCGGUUAUGGGCCUUUCACAGAGGAGGGGGAGGAGUGGUACAACCUGAGGGUGGCGCUGAACAAGCGCAUGCUGCACCCGAAGGACUCAGCACAGUAUGGUGGGGUCAUCAAUGACGUGGUAGUAGACUUCACCAAGAAGAUCCGCUACCUGCGCCAGUGCAGCCCCACAGGCGAGUCCGUGACCGACAUGGCCAACGAGCUGUACCUGUUUUCACUAGAGGGUAUUGCCUCCAUAUUGUUCGAGACCAGGCUUGGGAGUCUGGAAAAGGAAAUCCCUGCUGGUACACAAGAAUUCAUCAAUUCCAUAGCCCAGAUGUUCUCCAACAGUAUGGCUGUGAUGGUGGUUCCUAAGUGGGGUCGUAACCUGCUGCCUCACUGGAGGCGCUACAUCGCUGGCUGGGAGGGCAUCUUCAGCUUUGCGAAAGAGUUGAUUGACAAGAAGAUGGAAGCCAUUCAGCAGCGAAUCGACAACAACCAAGACGUGGAGGGUGAAUAUCUGACAUACCUCCUCUCAAAAACUCAGAUGAGCACGAAAGACGUGUAUGGCAGCAUUGCUGAGCUUCUUUUAGCUGGGGUGGACACAACCUCCAACACCCUCACAUGGGCUCUGUACCAGCUGUCCAAGAACCCUGUAAUCCAGGACAGACUCUAUGAAGAAGUGUCCACAUUGGUACCUGCAGACCGGAAUCCCACUGCAGCAGAGGUCACUGGCAUGCCGUAUUUAAAGGCUGUGAUCAAGGAAACACUCAGGAUGUAUCCUGUGGUUUCUAUGAACGCAAGGAUCAUAACAGAAAAGAGUGUUAUGAUUGGUGGAUAUCAUUUUCCAAAGAAAACCCCGUUCUUCUUUUGUCACUAUGCCAUUAGUCAUGAUGAGGACACGUUCCCAGACUCGUUCAUGUUUAAACCGGAGAGGUGGCUCCGUGAUGGACGAGUGAGGCCAAACCCUUUUGGUUCCAUCCCAUUUGGUUUUGGAGUGAGAGGCUGCGUUGGUCGCCGGAUUGCCGAGCUUGAGAUGUAUUUGCUUCUGUUUCAGCUAAUCAGGCAGUUUGAAAUCAAACCAGAUCCCACAAUAGGAGAGCUGAAGUCCAUCAAUCGCACUGUUCUGAUUCCAGACAAUCAACUAAACCUGCACUUUGUGGACAGACACUGUAAAAACACAUUUUAAAUCGUUUUUUUGCAGAUCGGUUUGAAAAAAAAUGUGGCACAUGAAUGAAGUGAACUAUGUAUGUAUUUGUAAUCAUUCCUGAUGCAUUAAGUGAAGUAGGAGCAGUUUUACAAACUUUUCUAUAACAAAUGUAUGUGUAAAUAUAAAAUACAUGUUUAAACUCAUACUGCACUUUCAUUUAAUAUGCAAAAAUGUCACUGUUCAGAAUGUACAAACAGAUAUACUAAUCUGUAGAUGUUGGAGGAACUGCUAAUCUGGGCUUGCACAUGUUUUAUUUUUCUAAAACUUGUAAGAUACUUUUGUAAACAAUAUUUUGCUGCUUUUUUUCCAAUGUGCUCUAAUGUGCUCCAAUGUUACUCUAUUUAAAAUCAAAGCUAAUGACUCACAACAUUUCUUCAGUGGGAAAAUCAAUUUAUAGAUGAACAGUAUUUGAACUGUGUGUCCUUCUGUGGUCAUGUGUGAACUGAAGGUGCCUUCACGUAAGUCUAUUAUUUUGUUACUCAUGUAGAAUAUUCGCUGUCAGACGUCUAACCACACUGUGUGACUUUGUAUAUCACAAUAAAGCCUUGUCUCUUUUGUAUCCAGUGCUGAAACCACAGCUGCUGCAUUUAAAUAAAGAAUGAAUAAAUCA